Messenger RNA from Eruca vesicaria subsp. sativa (arugula), 1177 nucleotides. The record is from the annotation of a GenBank genome assembly. NCBI's taxonomy places the organism in Eukaryota, Viridiplantae, Streptophyta, Magnoliopsida, Brassicales, Brassicaceae.
CACAUUUUUAUAAUCUUUCUUUGGUAAAAGAGAAGUUGAAUUCUGAAAAAUGAAUAUAAUAUGGUGAGAAAACACUUGAAAUUGGAAAAAUAGAUCUUUUAAAACGAAAAAAGAAAAAAGCUGCGAUGGCUGCUGCGACGGUGCUCCGCCAUUUCACACCAAUCUCACCCUCCCUUAAACCACCGUCUCACCACCGCCGAUUCCUCCACCACAACAUAAUCCCCAAACUACCCCCACCCUCUUCCCCUUCUCUUCUCAAAUUCAGCUCCGAGCCCCAACCUCCACCACCUCUACCAGAAGCCGAUUGUCCCGUCCCGCCUGAACAGCAACCAAUCAACGAGUACCAAUCUCUCUCCUCCUCUUUCCCUUUCUCCUGGGCCUCAGGAGAUUUAGUCGAAUACUCCUCAAGACUCUUCAUCACCGGAGCUUCUUUUGCCUUUUUCGUCGGGUUACCCGUUUCUUGGUUCGGAUCCGUCGGACCCGAAUACGAACCCGUUAAACGGAUACUCGCCGCUAGCUCUAGCGGGAUCUUCGUUGUUACGCUUGCUGUCGUGAGGAUGUAUCUUGGUUGGGCUUAUGUCGGAAACCGUCUCCUCAGUGCCACCGUUGAGUAUGAAGAAACUGGGUGGUAUGAUGGUCAGGUAUGGGUGAAAACACCUCAAGUCUUGGCACGAGACCGUCUUCUUGGUUCUUUCUCGGUGAAACCAGUUCUUACCAGACUGAAAAACACAUUAGUUAUUCUCGGUUUAUCACUCAUUCUUGUAGUGAACCUUGGUAACUCUCCAAUUGCGUCAUCUUAUAAAACGUAUAAGGAUCCUAGGGAUAGAUCUUCGAUGCCAAUCCCAGGAGUGUACAAUGAUGAAACCGCUAGAACUUUUGAACCAAUAGCUUUCUGUGGAGAACCUUCUUCAGAUGAACCACCUUCUGAAGAUCUUCUGUGAAAAUACAAAUACAGAUAGUUUCUUUCUGAUAGUAUUGUGUAUAUUCUUGUAUAUUCCAUAAUGACCAAUCUGCAUCAUGAAACCCUAAAGAUCAAAACUCAUUACUAGGUUUUUGAAUCGAAGACUAUUGUUAGCAAAUGCAUUUUGGUGCUUCUGGAAUUAGUCAAUCUAAUAACUAGCAAAUUGACUGGAAUAUCUGAGUCAAACAUAACAAGAUUAGUAUUAAUGACAAACAA